Porites evermanni is the source of this 708-nucleotide messenger RNA. The record is from the annotation of a GenBank genome assembly. Lineage: Eukaryota; Metazoa; Cnidaria; Anthozoa; Scleractinia; Poritidae.
UCUGAUCUUGAGCAAGUCCCAGUGGUUACCAGCCUACCCCCAGCUGUGGAUGGUCAUCUGAGGUGUUUUCUGCGAGUGUCUGUGCAAACAAUUCACUGGAGAAUACCAAAGUAUCCUGAUGACGUUCAAGUACGACUUAAAUGGUGGGGUGAAGAAGGGGAUGGUGUCUUGUUCAGGUGAUUACACACUAUUAUUUAAACUAUCAAAGUCUCUGUUCUGCCUACAGGUAAAAAGUGUAGAGUAUUAAUAUUUGCAUUUCAAACAGUACUAAAUUGAAUGACUGUAAUAAAUUUUUGUCCUUAUCAUUUAUGAUUUAUUAGGCCCAGAGAUGACAAAGCAACUGACCCAUCACAUGUUUCGAAAACAUUUACCUGUGUUCGCUAUGCUGUGUGUAGUGGUCCCAAACAAUUCAGCGCUUACUUAAAAGGUAUUUUAAAUCAGCUGAUGGGAUUUCAGAAAUGUCUAAAUAGUAACCUUCAAAGGUUUUGGUGGCAGGGGCUUUUUAUGAACCUGUCAAGAGAGAACAGCUUAAAAUGAUAUUUAAAACAGUAUUUCCUGUAAUAAGACUGUAGUGAGAAGUAAAUUUCUCUUUUAGACAUGGGAUCACUAAUAUUUGAUGUAGUUCAUGGUCCUUCACUGAUAUUGUUGGGACAUGUUCGACUGGCUGAUGUUACACAGCUUUCUGCAAGUGAUCCUAUCCAGGGGUAA